CUCCACUCCUCUCCUCUUAUCCGCGAACAUCCCCUCCUCCCCUUCGACCCCAUUCCUCCUCCCCAUCACAAAACCCGCCACCUCUAAACCCUCGCCCUCCUCCUCCCAUGGCGAUGGCCGGCGCCGCCGGGCGGUGCCUCAUGCUGACCCGCCCGUCCCCUCUCCUCCGCCUCCGCCUCCUCCGCGCCGCGCUCGCUACCACCACGACCACCACCACGGCGGCGGGGGCAUCCGCCGUCACCGCGCCGACCGAGCCCGAGACCACGGCGAGGGAGGCCCCGUCCCGCCACGAGCUCCUCCUCGAGCGCCUCCGGCAGCGCCACCUCAAGGGCGUGCCCGCUGCUACCCCGAGGCCGGCGCAGCGGGAGAAGGGGAGGGGCGGCGGCGGCGGUGGCGCGCAGGAGCUGCAGCAGAAGAGGAGGGUCGAGGUGGUGGAUAGUUUCGAGGAGCUCGGGCUCGGGGAGGAGGUGAUGGCCGCGCUCGGGGAGAUGGGUAUCUCCAAGCCCACCGAGAUCCAGUGCGUUGGUGUGCCCGCCGUGCUGGCUGGCACCAGUGUUGUGCUUGGCUCGCACACCGGUUCCGGGAAGACGCUCGCCUACCUGCUCCCGCUUGUUCAGCUACUGCGUCGUGAUGAAGCAAUGUUGGGAAUGUCAAUGAAACCAAGGAGGCCAAGAGCAGUAGUUCUCUGCCCCACAAGGGAGCUGACUGAGCAGGUCUUCCGUGUCGCAAAGUCCAUAAGCCAUCACGCACGUUUUCGGUCAACAAUGGUUAGUGGAGGCAGCCGUAUAAGGCCCCAGGAAGAUUCUCUGAACAUGCCUGUAGACAUGGUUGUUGGGACUCCUGGGAGGAUUCUUGAUCAUAUCAAGGAUGGAAACAUGGUUUAUGGUGAUAUCAAGUAUCUGGUCCUUGAUGAGGCAGAUACGAUGUUUGAUCAAGGUUUUGGACCAGACAUUAGGAAGUUUCUUGCUCCUUUGAAGAAUCGUGCUGCAAAACCUGGCGAUCAGGGGUUCCAAACUGUAUUAGUUACUGCUACUAUGACCAAGGCAGUACAAAAGCUGAUAGAUGAGGAAUUUGAAGGUAUUGUUCAUUUACGGACAACAACCUUUCAAAAAAGAGUUGCAACUGCACGGCAUGACUUCAUCAAACUGUCUGGUUCAGAAAACAAACUAGAGGCUCUUCUGCAGGUUCUUGAGCCAAGUUUAGCAAAGGGAAAUAAAGUUAUGGUGUUCUGCAAUACUUUGAAUUCAAGUCGUGCCGUGGACCAUUUUCUGACUGAAAAUCAGAUAUCUACUGUAAACUACCAUGGGGAAGUUCCUGCUGAAGAGAGGGUUGAGAACCUGAACAAGUUCCGGAAUGAAGAAGGGGAUUGCCCAACACUGGUCUGCACUGACCUAGCAGCUCGAGGCCUAGACUUGGAUGUUGACCAUGUCAUCAUGUUUGACUUCCCAUCAAACUCUAUUGAUUACCUCCAUAGAACUGGAAGAACAGCACGCAUGGGAGCCAAAGGGAAAGUUACAAGCCUUGUUGCGAAGAAAGAUGUGACUUUAGCAACACGGAUAGAAGAGGCUAUGAAGAAAAACGAGAGCUUAGAGGCACUGACGACUAAUAACGUCAGAAGGGCGGCCGUCAACCCACAGUACACUAGUACCAAAGGACGACCAAGCGCUCUAAAGGUAGUAAACCAGAAGGGUAGAAGGGGAGUUGCACUGCAGACCAAGUCAUCAAGGAUUGUCAAGGACACAACUUCAUCCAGAAGGCGCUCGCCAAUUAGGAGUCAACCAAGGUCGAAAUCGACAUCUUCAGGAAAAGCAAAACCAGUGCGAUCUGCUAAGCCGAGCAAGAGUAGCAGCCCUAGCCCCAAGGUUGCAAAGAGCCGACCGAGACCAGAGGGUCGGAAAGGGGAUGCUCUGAACAAGCUGGGUAGUAAGCUCAGUGUGGUUGGAUUCAGAGGCCGCAGCUCAGGGAAAUCGGCACAAGCAUCAUAGUGAGGCCUCGAGAAUUUUGGGUAGUGAAAUUCAACUUUUUGUAAAUAUCUGUGACUUGUUUCGGCCGUUUUCCCUGCAGGCUUGCAAGACCCUAAUUGAGACGCCCCUUCUAAAAGAAAACGUAGAACACUGAAAUCUUACCACAGUACGUACAUCUAUCUGUUUACAUUGUUGAACAAUAAUAUCAUCUGUUUCACUGUCCAUGAAUAAACACGAAGUGCAUAUGUGAUUGUCUUUCGAAUUCUCGCGUUGAAGAGUAUCUGAGAACCACAUUUCAUA
Oryza sativa Japonica Group (Japanese rice) is the source of this 2264-nucleotide messenger RNA. Lineage: Eukaryota; Viridiplantae; Streptophyta; Magnoliopsida; Poales; Poaceae. The record is from RefSeq and is a predicted model, not a curated record.